UCCCAAGGUUGGGAAGAACCCAGGAGUCUUGACCCCUGCUAUCCUGUGAUCACCUAUGUGGUGCGUCAGGUGGUUUCCAGGGGCCGAAGUGGGAUCCUGUUCCCCCACAACAUGCCCCCUCCAUUUAUCCAGCCAUCCACACGUCUAUCCACAUUCAUCCAUCCAUCUAUCCACGUCCAUCUGUCCGUCCAUAGUUCCACCCCUCCAUCCAUCCAUGGUUCCAUCUCUCCAUCCACUGGACCAUCCAUCUGUGUCCAUCCUGGCUUCCAUCCAUCCGUCUGUCCUUCUGUUCAUCCACGCUUCCAUCCCUCCAUCCAGCCAUCAAUCUACCCACUCCAUCUGUCCAUGCAUGCUCCCAUCUCUGCUACGUGUGCAUUCAUCCCUUCUGCUGUCCAUCUAUCUAUUUAUCCAUCUGAACCUUCAUCCACCCAUCCAUCCUAGUCAGUCAUGCUUUUAUCUGUUCAUCUGUCCAUCCACUCAUGCUUCCACCCCUUCCUUCUGUGCAUCUAUCCAUCCAACUCUCCAUCCUGUGUCCCUCUGCCUCUCUAUCCAUCCAUCUGUCCAUUCUUUCAUCCAUUUAUCUAUCCAUGUGUGUGUCCAUCUGUCUGUAUGUCCAUCCAUCUGUACAUCCAUCUGUCUAUCCAUGCAUAGAUCUAUCCAACUGUCUGUCUGUGUCUGUUCAUCCAUCUACCUGCACACCCUGUCCAUCCAUCCAUCCUGUUCAUCCAGGCUUCCACGUGUCCAUUCCUUUAUCCAUCCAUCCAUCCGUUUAUCUGACCACCUGGAAAUCCAUCCAUCCAACUGUCCAUCUAUCAGUCCAUACACACUUUCAUUCACCUGUCUGUCCAUACAUUUGUACAUCCCCCAUCCAUCCAUAAAUCUGCCUAUAUAUAUAUAUACUCACACAUAUACACACACAUAUAUACACAUGCAUACCCACAUGCACCCACAUAUAUCCAUGUACACACACGUAUAAAGUUACAUCCACACAUACAUACCAACAUCCACACAUAUCCAUGUACACACAUAUCAACAGAUAUGAUAGCUAGACACGCACACACGCGCGCGGCACACACACACACACACACGCACAGAACAAGCCCUACAAUUUUUAAAGUGUAAAAAAAAAAAAAGUCUCUUUUUAAAUUAAACUUGCUCUUUUUCUAUUUUCCAAGGGGAGAAAAAAAAAGAGAAGCCCUAGGAAUGAAAAGGCAGUUAUUUUAAGACCUUUCCAAGAACCCCUGGCCCCGAGAAGGCAGAGGGUGAAA
Messenger RNA from Alligator mississippiensis (American alligator), 1268 nucleotides. RefSeq lists its product as uncharacterized. Bases 56 to 976 code for a protein of 306 amino acids. The record is from RefSeq and is a predicted model, not a curated record. The transcript is spliced from 2 exons. Lineage: Eukaryota; Metazoa; Chordata; Crocodylia; Alligatoridae.